This is a messenger RNA of Chironomus riparius, 1104 nucleotides long. The record is from the annotation of a GenBank genome assembly. NCBI's taxonomy places the organism in Eukaryota, Metazoa, Arthropoda, Insecta, Diptera, Chironomidae.
GUGAAAUUGGAGAAAAUUGAAAAAUCUUAAAGAUAAUCAAGUGAAAAAAGAAUUAAAAUUUUCUAUUACGUCUGUUCAUUUUUUAUACAAACAUUUGUUUUCUAUAGUUCAAUCUGUUCAGCUCGUGCUCUUGUUUACACACGAAGAAUUUCAUCUUGAAAAUUUGCCAAAAAAAAUAAAGAAACAGAAAAUCGAAAGUUUGUUUGUUGUCGUGUGAAAACUGCAAUAAAUUUUCAUUGAAAAAUUAUUUCAUUGUCAAAAAAAUAAUUAUUUUAUGAUCAGUUUCACUGUUAAAUUACAAGCAAUUACUGCAAAAUCUUACAAGAAUUAAAGUUUUUUGGAAGUAAUCGGAACAAUUAAAACAAUUUUUAAAUAAACCCGCAAAGCAUGGAGAAUCAACAGAAAGUAACAGAAAAUUACUUGUAUCACACGGUUUCUAUAGAUGGAAGAUCACAUGGUGAGAUGCUGCUUGUCGCUAUUGGAAGUGGAGCAACAUUAGCAGUGAUAAUUCUUAUAAUUUUAAUAUCAUUGAUUAAACACAAGAAAAAGUUUAAAGACGAAGAUAACAAAAUUAUUGAAUCAGCAAGUGGAGAUAUUAUAUUCACAACAUCAUCAUCCAAUUUACAUUCACCAGCCUUACAAAAAUCUAACUUGAUGUUUAAAUAUUUUGGGAGAUCACUUUCAUCAUUUGAUGUUGAUAAACCAUACCCAAAGUCAGAUUCGGUUGCGAUUAAUAUUGAACUUGAUCAUGAUCAACUGCAAAUUUAUCGAAAGCAUGUGCUGACCCCAUUAGAUGUAUUUGAUGCAAACUCACUGAAGAACAAAUACAUCCAAACAAUUGCUGUAUAAUAAGGAGAUAGGAAUUUCGACAUUUUUUAAAAAAUGAAAAGACUGAAAAGAAAUUUGAUAUAUUUUACAAGAAAUAAUGACAAAGGCUUUAAAUUCCUUUGGAUUUUUAUAGAUAUAUUUAAUUACACGAAAUAUUCUUUAUUAUGAAAGAAUGCAAUAAUUAUUCUGUAUAGAUGAGAAAUUAAUAAAUGAUCUGAAAUAUUUAAAUGAAUUUAUAUUUAGAGAUAAUUAAUUAUGUAUUAAAAUGAAUAAUUC